AAAAAACUGGAAUUGGAUCCUAUCCAUUAAAAAAACCGUGUGGUUUUUCUCCUCCAUUAUUUGUGCAACAUUUCAUUUCAAUUUUUUAUAUGUGAAUUUAUUUACUCCAAAUAAAAUAAAACGCAAAUUAAAAAUCAAAAUUUAUUAAAAUGUCUGCCGUAGAAACGAAAAUUGAAGAACCCGUUGCCGCUGUGCCAGAAACAGCCCCAGCCGAUGGUGAAGUAAAAAAACAAAAGAAACCCAAACCCAAUAACAAGAAACUUCGACAAGCUGAAGCAGCUGCAAAAGCAGCGGAAGGUGGAGCAGAUAACGAAGAAACGCCCAAGCAGCAAAAUGGCAAUGCUGCCAGCGAAGAAGGCGAUGCCGACAAGAAGAAGAAAAAGAAGCAAAACAAAGCCAAACCCAAAGGAGCACCCAUGACUCCUAUCGCCGAACAAUUCCCCGACGGAAACUUCCCUGAGGGAGAAGUUGUCAAACAUCCCAUUCCCAAGGAUGUCGAUGAGCGAACAGCCAAAGAUCGCUUCACCAACGAGGAGAAGCGUGCUCUCGAUCGCAUGCACACAGACAUUUACAACGAGCUUCGUCAUGCAGCUGAAGCCCAUCGCCAGACUCGGCAGUACAUGCAGAGCUACAUCAAACCCGGAAUGAGUAUGAUUCAGAUUUGUGAGGAGUUGGAGACUACUGCCAGAAGGUUGAUUGGAGAAAAUGGUCUCGAAGCUGGGUUGGCCUUUCCGACGGGAUGUUCUCUAAAUCACUGUGCCGCACAUUACACACCGAAUGCUGGGGACACCACAGUCUUGGGUUAUGAUGAUGUGUGCAAGAUCGAUUUUGGAACUCAUAUCAAGGGACGCAUCAUUGAUUGCGCUUUUACUUUGGCAUUUAACAACAAAUACGACAAAUUGUUGGAGGCGGUAAAAGAUGCUACAAACACUGGCAUCAGAGAGGCUGGUAUCGAUGUCAGGUUGUGCGAUAUCGGAGCAGCCAUCCAAGAAGUUAUGGAAUCGUAUGAGAUCGAGUUGGAUGGAAAGACUUACCAGGUGAAGAGCAUUCGGAAUUUGAAUGGGCACUCGAUCAGCCCAUAUCGUAUUCAUUCGGGUAAGACAGUGCCCAUCGUCAAAGGUGGAGAAUCCACUCGCAUGGAAGAGAAUGAAUUUUAUGCUAUCGAAACUUUCGGUUCGACUGGACGUGGUUUGGUCCAUGAUGACAUGGAUUGCUCGCAUUACAUGAAGAACUUUGAUGCUCCUUACGUCCCGUUGCGUCUGCAAUCAUCUAAACAAUUGCUAGGAACUAUCAACAAGCAUUUCAGUACUUUGGCUUUCUGUAAGAGAUGGCUGGAUCGUGCUGGAGCUACCAAGUAUCAAAUGGCAUUGAAGGAUCUGUGUGACAAGGGUGUUGUUGAAGCUUACCCUCCACUUUGUGACAUCAAGGGAUGCUAUACGGCUCAGUAUGAACACACAAUCAUGCUGCGACCGACUUGUAAGGAGAUUGUAUCCCGUGGAUCGGAUUAUUGAUUGUCCGAGUUAUAUAAGAUAACAGGCUGGACCGAUGGGACUCUUCGACGAUUGACAACAUUGUUUCUUAUUUCUAUAUUUUGUUCUGCUUUCAAAUUUUAUUGUGUUUGGAAUUGGAAAUAAUUGCAUAUUAUUGGAUUUUGUUGAAGAGGAAGAAAUACAUCUGAGAUGAAAUUAAAGUUUAGAAAUGAUCAGUCGAUCAUUUAUACAAAUAAUAA
This is a messenger RNA of Episyrphus balteatus (marmalade hoverfly), 1729 nucleotides long. It is a transcript of the gene und, whose product is annotated as methionine aminopeptidase 2. Gene Ontology annotation, biological process: proteolysis. NCBI's taxonomy places the organism in Eukaryota, Metazoa, Arthropoda, Insecta, Diptera, Syrphidae. The coding region runs from base 150 to 1511 and encodes 453 amino acids. Gene Ontology annotation, molecular function: metalloaminopeptidase activity. The record is from RefSeq and is a predicted model, not a curated record. The transcript is spliced from 3 exons.